AUGAAGUUAGAUAUAUCAUGUUUUAGUUUUUUAUCGAAAAAUGAGUAUCGAGUUUUGACGGCAAUUGAGAUGGGAAUGAAAAAUCAUGAGUAUUUGCCAGUUUCAUUAAUAGCAACUAUAGCUAAUUUGAGAAAAGAAGGAAUAACAAAUGUUUUAAAAAAAUUAUUAAAAAAUAAGUUAAUAAGUCAUCAAAAUAAAAAAUAUGAUGGAUAUAAAUUGACAUAUUUAGGAUAUGAUUUUCUAGCUCUUAGAACUUUUUUAAAAAGAGGAAUACUAAAAAGUAUAGGUAAUCAAAUAGGGGUUGGAAAAGAAUCAGAUAUAUAUAUUUGCAAAGAUGUAAAUGAAAAUUUAUUAUGUUUAAAAAUUCAUAGAUUAGGUAGGAUUUCCUUUAGAACUAUUAAGAAUAAUAGGGAUUAUUAUGGAAAAAAAACUUUCAGAAAUUGGUUAUAUUUAUCAAGAAUUGCAGCAACUAAAGAAUAUGCUUAUUUAAAAGCAUUAUAUGAAAAUGAUUUUCCAGUACCGAAACCUUAUGAUAUCAAUAGGCAUAUGAUAAUAAUGUCAUAUGUCAAUGGUUAUCCUCUAUCUCAUGUUAAAUUAAACAAUCCUUUUAAAGUUAUAGAUUUUUUAAUAAAUACAAUUGUAAAAUUUGCAAAAGCAGAUAUUAUUCACGGUGAUUUUAAUGAAUUCAAUAUUUUAAUUGAUGACUACGAAAAUGUUACUGUUAUUGAUUUUCCGCAAAUUGUUUCAUUACAUCAUGAAAAUGCUAAGAUGUAUUUUGAAAGAGAUCUUAAGUGCAUUAUUAACCAUUUUUUUAAAAAAUAUAAGAUUAAAAUUGUAGAAUAUCCUAUAUAUGAAGAUGUUAUUUCAUUAAAUAAUGAUAAAUUAAUAAUAGAUGAAAAUCAUUUAUCAAAAAAUGAAGAUAAAAUGCUUUUAGAAAUUUUACAAAAUGAUAAAUCAGAUUAUGAUUCUGAUUAUUCAAACAUAUCUAACAAAUCAAAUAUUAAUGAGGUAGUAUAUUCAGAAGAAGCUGAUGAAAUAAAUACUCCAUAUAGUAAUAAGGAGAUAGAUAAAUGCAAUAAAGAAGAAACUGAAGUAAAAGAAAAUAAUGAAAAGGAAGAUAAAAAAGAAAAUACUGAAAAUAUAAAAAAAGCAAAUAAAGAAAUAGAUCAAAAUAACACUAUAUUCUAUGAUAGUCAUGAAACCUUAGGAAAUAAUUUUAAAGAUGCUUACACAAAUGAUGAAAAUAAAAAAAAUCAAAAUUCUAAAUUAGAAAAAAGAGAAGAUACAAUAGAAAAUAUUAUCAAAGGAGAUUUUGAAAAUGAAGAAAUAAUGGAAAUGGUAAAUAAGGAAAGUAAAAAAAAGGAAGGCAAAACUGAAAAUAAAAUUAUUACUGAUGAAAAGGAAAUAAUUAUAAAUGAUAAGAGUUAUGAAAUUUACGAAAGUUAUGAAAAUGAAGAAAAUUAUGAAAAUGAAGAAAAUUAUGAAAAUGAAGAAAGUUAUGAAAAUGAAGAAAGUUAUGAAAAUGAAGAAAGCUAUGAAAAUGAAGAAAGUUAUGAAAAUGAAGAAAGUUAUGAAAAUGAAGAUAGUAAAAAAAAAAAUGAUGAAAUCAAAGAAAAUUCUCUCGAUUCUAUGGAAAAAAAGAGUUACCAAAAUGAGAUUAAAAUAAAUGAUAAAAUGGAACAAUCAAAAAAUUGUAAUAGUAGUAAUAAUAGUAUUUCAUAUAAUGAUAUAAUUAGUUUAAGUACAAAUGAAUCAAAUGAAAGUAAUACAACAGAAUAUUCCAGUUGUGCUUCAAAUGGCAAUUUUUCAGAAGAUAAUACAAAAAAACUUUCUGACACAUGGAAACCUCAUUUAAAAAAAUACACAAAAGAAUAUGUUAAAAAUAAAUUAAAAUAUAUGUACAGAAAAAAGAAAAAUAAAGAAAAAUACAAAGAAAAUUUGAAAACAAAAAAUAAAAAAAAAAUUAUGGAGAAAAUUAAAAAUUAUUUAUAA
Messenger RNA from Plasmodium relictum, 1992 nucleotides. It is a transcript of the gene RIO2, whose product is annotated as serine/threonine protein kinase RIO2, putative. The record is from RefSeq and is a predicted model, not a curated record. Gene Ontology annotation, biological process: maturation of SSU-rRNA; protein phosphorylation. Gene Ontology annotation, molecular function: ATP binding; protein serine/threonine kinase activity. The transcript has a single exon. NCBI's taxonomy places the organism in Eukaryota, Apicomplexa, Aconoidasida, Haemosporida, Plasmodiidae. The coding region runs from base 1 to 1992 and encodes 663 amino acids. Gene Ontology annotation, cellular component: preribosome, small subunit precursor; nucleus; cytosol.